This is a messenger RNA of Pelobates fuscus (common spadefoot toad), 966 nucleotides long. RefSeq lists its product as uncharacterized. The transcript is spliced from 6 exons. The record is from RefSeq and is a predicted model, not a curated record. Lineage: Eukaryota; Metazoa; Chordata; Amphibia; Anura; Pelobatidae. Bases 1 to 966 code for a protein of 321 amino acids.
AUGCGUCUCUGCAUUGUCCGUGAAGAACCUCCGCAGGGAGGACUUCGCCGGCAGGUGAUCGGUGGCCGGGGUAUUCCCCGCGGUGUUGCGGAGUUUCUUGGACGUCAGUGCCGCUUAAUUUCGCCGGAUGUUCUUUCAAUUGGAUGUUUGAUGGCUUCCAACAUUGAUCUUGAUGAAACAGGUACAAUGGACUUGGAGUCUGCUUCGGAUCCUGGAACUUCUCAGGACUUGAAUGCUGUUGAAAGGAAACAGCAGUUAUUACAACGGCUUCUUUUAGAAAAUGCUUCAAACGAACCAUGCUGCCAAGAGACACCUCUGAGACAGUCGGCUCCUGAAGAAGUUACUACCAGCACUGAUGAAGAGGGCAGAAUUGGGAACACAGAUUGGUGCACCUGUGGAAACUGCAUUACGAUGCCAACUGUGGAGGAGUCUAUUUGUUGUAAAGAUAUUGAUAAUGUUGUAUGCCAGCUUGAAGAUGCACCCUGUAUUAUCCAUAAUACUUUCUUAAAGCAAUUCUGCCAGGAGGAUUUUGCCCACUUCCUCUACUGCUUCCUUGGCGUUGAGUCCCAGAGGCCUUCUGAAGCGUUAUUUAACAGGCAAAUGAGGAAGACGGCAUAUCAAGGUUUUACCACCUGGAUUCAUGGGUACCUUGGACGAAGAAAUCGAAGGCCCAUUCCAUCAUGUGCAGUUCAUGCCAUUCGUACUAAUUUCCCAGACCCAGAAAAUUCAUAUGUCGGAUUCAUUAGACUUCAAGAUUAUAAUGCCAUUGAUAUGGCUGAUGAAUUUUUUUUUUUAAACAAUCCAUUGCGAGAUGGUUGGGAUAUUGGUCUGUUUCCAGUACUGUGGUAUCAGGGCUUUGGCUGCAUUCAGGAGGUGUCGGAGUAUGGAUUUCCGAUAUGUUCCAAUGGGGGUUGGCGUGGAGUGGAGCAGGGCCAAUUUCUUGUCGAAUUCGCCCGUAUCCCCUAG